AUGGUUGUUCGGGCGACAGAAGCUGUGGAAGGCAUAUGGUUGCACUUGCCUGUUCCGAAAGACAUAAAUGUUAGUGCAGAAGCCUUCAAAUACACGGACAACCUGAGGCUGCUGAAGAUAAACAAUGCAUGUGCCUCCGUAGCUCCUAAUUGUCUUCCAAACAAAUUGAUAUGGCUUCAUUGGCAUGGCUACCCAAUGAAAUCACUUCCAGCAAGUUUUCAAGCAGAAAGGCUUGUUUGUCUGAAAAUGCAGUAUAGCCGCAUUGUACACUUGUGGAAGAGAAUAAAGGUCCUACACAAACUGAAGUUUCUCAACCUUAGUCACUCCCAAAAGCUAGUCAGCUGUCCAGAUUUCACGGGGGUUCCCAAUCUCGAGAAGUUGAUUCUUGAAGAUUGUUCGAGUAUAAUUGAGAUUCAUCCUUCUGUGGGAAAUCUCAAAAAUCUUGUUCUACUUAACCUGAAGAACUGUAGGAAUCUCAAGAGCCUUCCAAAUAAUAUUCAAUUGGAUAAUCUUAAGACUUUAAUUCUUUCUGGUUGUUUGAAACUCGCGAAUUUCCCAGAAAUCAUGAGUGACAUGAAUUGCUUAUCUGAGGUCUACUUAGAAGCUACAGAUGUAAAAGUGUUGCCUUCAUCAAUCGAACGCCUCACUGGCCUUCGAUUGAUGAAUCUAGGCUACUGCAGGAAUCUUACAAAUUUACCAAAAACCAUAGGUAGAUUAAAAUCUCUUAGGAUUCUUAUUCUCUCUGGAUGUUCAAAGCUAGAAAAGUUGCCAGAGGAACUGGGACAUAUAGAAAUCUUAGAGGAACUCUAUUGCAACGAAACUGCCAUUCAAAGUCCGCCAUCUUCCAUUACGCUAUUGAAGAACCUUAAGACCUUAUCUUUUCAUGGAUGUAAAGGGAUAGUAUCUCAGACAUGGAGUUCACUUUUCUUUGCAUGGCUUCGGCCAAGGAAAACUACAAGUCUGAUGUUUUCUUCCUUUUCCGGUUUAUUUUCUCUGAGGAAAUUGGAUCUUAGUGAUUGUUUUAUGUUGGAUGAAGGAAUUCCUAGUGAUCUUGGAUGCUUGCCUUCUUUGGUUGAGCUAAAUCUUAGUGGGAAUAAUUUUGUGGAUAUCUCUCAAGCAAGACUCAAAAUGCUUCCGCGGCUCAGAAUCCUUGAGCUAGUGGAUUGUGAGAGGCUUGAAAGGUUGCCAGAACUUCCAACAACAAUAGAGGAAGUCUUUGCAGAUAAUUGUGCAUCCCUGAUGUGUGAUAAUAUGGGAAUAUUGACCAACUACAAGAUGUUGCAGCGAAUAUCAUUCACUAAUUGUGUUGGACUACUUCAGAAUCAGCAGACGCGUGACAUGGCUACCUCAUUGUGGCUUCACCUAUUCAAGAAGUGCAUUGUUAAAAGUGAUCACUUUAGCAUUUACCUACCUGGAGAACAAGUUCCAGAGUGGUUUGGCUACAAACUCAACGGAACCUCAGUUUCAAUGCAGCUGCCAAACAAUUGGUACAGUGAUAAAUUCAUGGGAUUUGCCAUCUGUGUUGUGUCUGAUCUUGAAACAACAUGGUUAUCAGUUAAUGAAGGUUACCUACAGGAAAUGCCAGGCAUUUCGAUUGAGUUUACAAUCAAAAGCCACCACCGGAGGAGCACGAGUUGCCUAAUGAACAUUGGUUUUGUCGGGACAAACAAGAAUGUUGCUUUAGAUCACACAUGCCUUGCCUAUGUGCCAUUUGAAGAAUAUUGGGCAAUGUACAAAAACCACUUAGACAGCCCAAACAAUUGGUAUCAGAUCGAUUUUUCUGCAAACUCUUUGAGGAAACAUAUUUUCCUGAAAAGUUGGGGAAUUCGUCUCGUGUACACUGAUGACUUGCAGAUUUCCACAUCUUGA
Solanum dulcamara is the source of this 1869-nucleotide messenger RNA. Its product is annotated as TMV resistance protein N-like. NCBI's taxonomy places the organism in Eukaryota, Viridiplantae, Streptophyta, Magnoliopsida, Solanales, Solanaceae. Bases 1 to 1869 code for a protein of 622 amino acids. The transcript is spliced from 3 exons. The record is from RefSeq and is a predicted model, not a curated record.